AUGAGAUCGAAAUCGAUUGCUAUCUUGCUUCUUGGAUUGCUCACAAUUAACUGCUCUGCCGCGCAGAGUACUCCGGAAUUAGAGACAAGUGUUACCUCCACUGGAACAAGAUCUCCACUGACAUCAAUCAUCAUUAUUACGACAGAAAAAACCAUAACAGUCACGACUACCACGCCAAGUCAGACAACCACGGCGGCGCUCGUCGAGUCCACAACAGCCACGAUCACAACACCAGCCCAGGCAACCGUGACAAUACCUGACGAACCCACCACAGAAUUCACUAGUAUCUUUGCCACUAUCAAUGAUACUACCACUCCUAUUAGUUAUACCGACACUGCUACUACUAUCAUUACCAGUACGGCUAGACUGACAACCACACCACCUGCGCUUUUACCUAUAUUCAAAUGUGAUUUCAAUGGACCUUGCUUUGGUGCUGGUAUCUUUGAAGUUGUUAGUGGACUCCAAUUUUCGCCGCCUUCUCCUCUCACAACAGAUUCAGAACCGCCACGAGGACCAACAUCAGAUGCACUUGCCACCAUCAAUCCAACAGACAACAAUGAGAAAUGUGAACUACCUUUCCGACCACAGAUCAACAAUACUACUCAAACAUCUUGGGAUAUGUGGUUUUGCUACAACGAAGCCUGUCCCACAGCCAGCUCAACAAGCGCUUCUUGUGUACUAGGUGAAUAUGGUCUCAUUACUCUUCCUCCAUCACAAAGCAACGUGACAGUCACCGAUUCACUCACUCCAAACGUGCCACCAAAGCCGCGAGAUGCAUCUGGUGCUCAAUGUCUUCGAUUCUACUACUAUUUCACUGUUUAUGAUGGACAAGACUGGGGUCAACAGAUCCAACUGUGGAUCAAACCCAACGAUGGUGGUGAUCGAGUUGAAGUAGGAACAUUGACAGUCAAUGACAUGAAGGAGAAUAAGUGGAACCGUGGUCAGAUUCCGUUGGAACGCACAUCGACGAACAGCGUGUUGCAAAUCGAUUUUAAGAUUGUGAAUGACGAUCGACCAACAAAUGCUGCCAAAAAUCGAUCAAUCAACUUUGCCAUGGAUGUAGUUGAAUUAUAUGACUACAACUGUUCAUAUGUGGAAGAAGUGCUGGAUGGAGUAGUUCGUCCUGUUACACCAUCUCCUAAGCCUGAAGACAAACCAGAUCUCGGGCUAAUUCUUGGCCUUUCUUUGGGUAUUGGUAUUCCACUGCUCUUAUUCAUCGCUGCUGGUCUUAUUUAUUGUUGUAAAGCAUCAAAACCUAAAACAGCGGUUUCACCAACAUCUACAACCAGAGCGUUAGCUGAAAAUAUCCCUAUGUCACCGAAAAAGAAAGCAAAUGAAAACAGGGAUGUAGAAGCGGGGUCGUUUUAA
Adineta ricciae is the source of this 1368-nucleotide messenger RNA. The record is from the annotation of a GenBank genome assembly. Lineage: Eukaryota; Metazoa; Rotifera; Eurotatoria; Adinetida; Adinetidae.